GCUUCCUCCCCCACCCCCGCCACGCGAGGCCGCGGCGCACGAUUGAAGAAUGUCCCGAGUUCCCUUGGGGAAAGUCCUCCUGAGGAACGUCAUCCGGCACACAGAUGCUCACAAUAAGAUUCAGGAGGAAUCAGAUAUGUGGAAAAUAAGAGAGCUGGAGAAACAGAUGGAAGAUGUGUACCGGGGGACGAAAAGGAAAAUGUUACCCAGCAGUUCAAGCCGGAUGCGUAGUGAUGGUUUUGAUGAAGAAAGUCAAAGAGACUACUGGAGGCCAAAGAGUGAAAUUUCUGGGGCACUGGAUGAUGAUUUUCUUAAGGCUAAAUCCUGGAACAAGAAGUUACAUGAUUAUGAAGCUAACAUGCCAGACAGAUGGGGUCACAGUGGAUAUAAAGAGUUAUACCCUGAAGAAUUUGAAACAGACAGUGAUCAGCAAGAUAUUACCAAUGGGAAGAAAACAUCUCCCCAGGUAAAAUCAUCUACCCAUGAAUCUCACAAACACAAGAAGUCAAAGAAAUCCCACAAAAAAAAGCAGAAAAAAAAGUCACACAAAAAACAGAAGAAAAGCAAAAAGGAAGCCACAGAUAUAACAGCAGAUUCCUCAAGUGAGUUCUCAGAAGAAACUGGGGCUUCUAGUACCAGGAAAAGGAAACAAUCACAUAAGCGCAAGAAAAAAUCCAGGAAGAAAUCUCUCAAGAAAUCUGCUUUAUUCUUAGAGGUGGAGUGUGACACUUCCCAGUCAGAUGAUUCUGCAUCCAGCAGUUCUGAGGAAAGUGAGGAAAGAGACAGUAAGAAAACCAAAAGGAAAAAGAGAGAUAAAAAAGCCCACAUCCCUGUAGUCAACAGUGAAAUACAGGAGAGGACAAACAAACGCACAAAUUGGAAAGUGGCUACAGAUGAGAGGUCUGCUGAGAGUUCAGAGGAUGACUAAAUGAGAAAGAAACACGUUUCCUUGCAUGACUCUGGAUAUUUACAGCUCUUACACCUUGGGGAUUUGCCAGUGACUCUAUUGCUCAGCACAGGGGGCCUGAGGUCAGAGUUGUCCUGUGCCAUCUAUAUACAUUCUGACAGACUUCUUGUCUUCUAUUUUGGCCUGUUAAACUUGAUCCUCUUAUUGUUAAUAGGGAAUCGGUUAUUUUGGUAUGAAGGUUUCUUGAAGAGAUUAUUUUUUGUGAUUAAUCACAUUUAGCAUAGAGUGCAUAUGCAGUAAAUUAAAGGACCCGGAAAGCUGAAUCCAGUAAUGACCUGGGUAUACCAAUUGGAAUGUUGAAUUUGGGGAAAGCAAGGACGGGGGUCAGAUGGAUUGGAACUAGUGCUGUAUACAAUGGUAUGAU
Mesoplodon densirostris (Blainville's beaked whale) is the source of this 1331-nucleotide messenger RNA. RefSeq lists its product as uncharacterized. The coding region runs from base 50 to 928 and encodes 292 amino acids. The transcript has a single exon. NCBI's taxonomy places the organism in Eukaryota, Metazoa, Chordata, Mammalia, Artiodactyla, Ziphiidae. The record is from RefSeq and is a predicted model, not a curated record.